Molecule: messenger RNA, 444 nt
Organism: Cooperia oncophora
Lineage: Eukaryota; Metazoa; Nematoda; Chromadorea; Rhabditida; Trichostrongylidae
Source: the annotation of a GenBank genome assembly
AUGAUUGAUGUUCAUGCCGUCAGAAUAGGUGAGAACCGACUGGUUGGCAGACGAGACUUCGAUAAAGUGAAAUUGGACAAGGAAGGUUUUGAAAAAGUGCGCACCAUUCACUACAAUUGGUAUCUGCAUUCCAUAAAGGCAAUCAUGGGGCAGCUUGGAAAAGACGUGCUUCCUAAACUGAAGCCGAGUAGCCGAAAACAAUUCUUGCGAUGUCUAAACAGCAUUGUCGACAAGAGAGAUUUGGUGAGCGCUGCAAAGUGCCUUAUCGAAGCCAAGGAGAAGCUGGAUCACGAGAAAAUGCAUCGUACCAAAUUCUCGAUGUCAAUGGUAAAGGAAGACAGAAAAUCAAAGUGGAUGGACAGCUACAAAAAUCUUCUCAGCAUCAAAAAAGCCCUUGAUGAGCGAGCAAAGCAGCCUGGAGCAAAGGUUAGAAUUGUUGAAUGA